UUUGAUUAAAGAGUCCUCAAAUGCUAUUACAGGGCUUUUAAGUUUGCCGUUUGCCGCCGAAAGCCAACCGUCCAUGGUCCACCCACCCGCCCACGGUCCCACUAUCUCUCUUUCUCUCUCUUACAGUAAGAGGGAUGCUCGGUCUGACUGCCUCUCUGGCCGCCGCAACGCCACCCAACGCCACCGCCACAAAUUCUUGUAUCAUUCCAAACACCCGUCUUCUCCAGCUAUCCCCCGACGCGCAAAUACGAACCAAUUCCUCAUCGUCUUUCACGUGUUGCUCAGUGAGGAACUUGCACUCAAGUUGCAGAACAAUUAAAGCCAUGGCGGCGGCUGAGGAAACCCUUACAGUCACUAACCCUCCCUCACCCGUUUCCGGUAAUAGGCAGGCUCUGAUAUCAUUGUCAGACAAGAAGGAUCUUGCUGUUUUAGGGAAUGGGCUUCAGGACUUGGGAUAUCAAAUUGUUUCGACUGGAGGAACUGCAUCUGCCUUGUCCAAUGUAUUACUGCUUAUUUAUUCCAAGUUAAAUAUGUUUGUCAAUCAGAAUCACAAAGAUGUCUUGGUGGUGGUUGAUUCAGAAGACUAUCCCGCACUUCUUGAGUUUCUUAAGGGAGACAAGGAUGAUCAACAAUUCCGAAGGAAGCUUGCAUGGAAGGCUUUCCAACAUGUAGCUUCUUAUGAUUCUGCAGUUUCAGAAUGGCUUUGGAAGCAGACUUCUGAAGAUAAAUUCCCUCAGAGCUUAACAGUGCCUAUGUUGCUUAAAAGUCCCCUCCGUUAUGGUGAAAAUCCUCAUCAGAAGGCUGCAUUCUACGUUGACAAGAGUCUUUCUGAGGUGAAUGCAGGUGGUAUUGCAACUGCUAUCCAACACCAUGGGAAGGAAAUGUCAUAUAAUAAUUAUUUAGAUGCCGAUGCGGCUUGGAAUUGUGUGUCAGAGUUUCAGAAUUCUACCUGUGUAGUUGUAAAGCAUACAAAUCCUUGUGGCGUAGCUUCACGUGAUGAUAUUCUUGAAGCAUACAGGCUUGCUGUUAAAGCAGAUCCCGUGAGUGCAUUUGGUGGCAUCGUAGCGUUCAACGUAGAGGUUGAUGAGGCUCUUGCUAAGGAAAUUCGAGAGUUUAGAAGCCCGACAGAUGGCGAAACCCGGAUGUUUUAUGAGAUUGUGGUUGCACCCAAGUACACAAAGAAAGGGCUUGAAAUCCUCCGCGGAAAAUCAAAGACUCUAAGGAUCCUUGAGGCAAGAAAAAAUGAAAAAGGAAAGCUUUCACUUAGACAGGUUGGUGGUGGGUGGUUAGCCCAGGACUCGGAUGAUUUGACCCCCCAGGAUAUACAGUUUAAAUCUGUCACUGAGAAGGCUCCACAAAAGAGUGAGCUUGCCGAUGCAGAGUUCGCAUGGUUGUGCGUCAAGCAUGUCAAAAGCAAUGCAAUUGUAAUAGCAAAGAAUAACUGCAUGCUGGGCAUGGGGAGCGGGCAGCCUAACCGCUUGGAGAGUUUAAGAAUAGCCUUGAAGAAAGCUGGAGAAGAGGUCAAGGGUGCAGCUUUGGCCAGCGACGCCUUCUUCCCAUUCGCAUGGAAAGAUGCAGUGGAAGAAGCUUGUGAAAGCGGAGUUAGCGUAAUUACAGAACCCGGUGGGAGCAUUAGAGAUGGGGAUGCUAUAGACUGCUGUAACAAGUAUGGAGUUUCACUUCUUUUCACAAACGUUAGGCACUUCAGGCAUUGAUAACGAUUUUUUCCCUUGAAGCUUCUGCCUUAGGACCUUAGGUCUGAAUCUGUUGUUUCAAUAAGAUAACUAGGCUUUUCUUGUGGAGAAGUUCCUGUAGACAUGCUUGUUUGACAUCGAGGCAAAUCAUAAUAUAUGUUUAUUUAAUCUGAAUGCGGAUUUCAGGUACCAUAGAUUUAUAAUC
Malus domestica (apple) is the source of this 1899-nucleotide messenger RNA. The record is from RefSeq and is a predicted model, not a curated record. Lineage: Eukaryota; Viridiplantae; Streptophyta; Magnoliopsida; Rosales; Rosaceae.